AGUAGUAACAGCGGAGUAUUUUGUGAGCGAUUUCCUCGUCCUUCGGUCAUACCAGGUCAAAGACAGAAAGAGACGGAGAAAGACUUUGAACUAAAAGUGUUACCGGGUUUGGUACGUUUGACCUACUGUUGGAUUGCGCGUAGGAUAGAAGAUGAGACUGUACAUCCUAGGCACAGUUGUGUGCUUACUAUUGUGGCAAUGUAACGCAAAUCCAAUAGUAACAAUAACAGCAGACCACGAAAGUAGGUCUUUAGAACAAAAAUCGCCAGAAGUAGAAAAACAAAUAGAAUCACAAGGAAUAGUACAAGAAGAAACGAAAGGAGUUUUCAAGACUGACGAAGCUGAGGUUAAAGAAACAAAGACUGAUCAAGAACCAGCACAAGAAGACAAAGAAAUUGAAAAUAAACCAAAAGUAGAAACAGACUUGGUACAACCCGAGAAAGUCGACGAUAAAAAACCAGUAGAGCACAAAGUUGUUAAAAAACAAAAGGAAAAAGUAAAAACCAAGGGAAAGGUUAAAGGGCGUCAGUCGGGAGACGAUGACGAUGACGACGAUGAUGACGACGACGAUGAUUUGGAUUUAGGAGUUGAUGAUGAUGACGACGACGAUGACGAUGAUGACAGUCCCGCCGAUGAUGACGACGAUGAUGAUGACGAUGAUGACGACGACUACUUUGGAGGAUUUUUAGAUGAUAUUUUAGGCGGUGACGAUGAUGACGACGACGAUGAUGAUGACGACGAUGACCCUAUCCAGGUAGCUCAACCCCAACCACAACCGAUUGAGCCAAUUGAAGCAGUACCUGUGGCACCAUCAGAGCCUGCAGAUGUUGGAGAGGCAGGUGCUGAGGUAAACCCAAGCGAUGAAUUGGACGCCCAAGAAAUUGCAGCAGGAGAUGCCGAAGGUGCAACUGGUACGGACGAAACAGGCGUGUCACAAGACUCUGACUCAGCCAUCGUCGUCAAAGAUCCAGUGGCGGUGGCACAACCGGUAGAAAAUUCCGUUGAACCGAUUAUAGUACAACAAGUGCCCGCCACCACUGACGAUGACGACGAUGACGACGAUGACGAUGAUGACGACGAUGACGAUGACGAUCCUGUUAGUGACUUAGUUGACGAUGACGAUGACGAUGACGACGAUGACGAUGAUGACGAUGACGAUGAUGAUGACGAUGAUGAAACCGGCCUGGAGGAUGUCAUCGAAGCGAAGAGAUCACGUGCCCUUCCAGUCGCGCAGCCUAAGAUGCCGGCAAUCUACAUUUCGAAAUACAACAAGUUUGUUGACAGUAUCAUAGGCCGCAUCAACAGAAUUUUGGGAAAGUCUUAUGACCCAGUCAGAGUCAAACUCCAGCCAUUAGAGGACAAAACAAAAAAGACAAAGAAUACAAUCAAAAAAACUACUAACUCUCAGAAAACUACCAAUAAAAAGACUACUAAUAACAAGACUGCAAAUAAGAAGACCACAAACAAAAAAACCAAGAAAAAUAAGGGCAAGAAUAAAACAAAAACUAAUAAGGGUAAAAAUAAUUUACUAACGAGAACUAACAAUGUUGGUAUGACCAAUAAAAUGGGCGAACUUUCUAUAUCAAGAGGAAAUCAGAUUGAAAUUAGCGAACCCAAACUUAUAGAAAGCGAAACACGAGAACCUGCCUUUGUGUUAAUAUCCAAAACAGGCUCCGAUGAUUUCAUUAGAAACAUCACUGUUACUACAUCUGAAAUCAGAGCAAACCCAAAACGACCCAAUAACAAAAAGAAAAAUAACACGAAAACUAAAACGAGCAACAAAAACAAAACGAAGAACAAAACACAGACUAAAACAAAAGCUACCGUCAAAAAAGCGAAACAGACAGCUAAAGCCACACUUUUUGGACUAAGUACAAUAAAGAGGGAAGGAGAUGUUAUAGUUAACAUGCAAUCUGAUCAUACCACAGUGAAAACUAAUUUUAUUUUGGGACCUUUAACACUAAGGGUUGAACGAGAGGUUGGCAAAGGGGCUAGAAGGGAACUGAAGAGUGCUACCGCUACUACGGCUGAAAUGUAUGGUAGAUUAAAUUUAAGAAUCGUACAUGGAGGUACCGCGUCCUUACAUUCAAUACGGGUUCUUCAACCUAAACAAGUUAGAGUAGACAGUGCUGAUAACCACGACAAAACUAGGGAAUAUAUUUGGAAAAGAAGUGCACAUAUAGCCUCAUUAGUUUCCGAAAAACUGACUGCUGUAGCCAAGUCUAUGUUGGGGCAACAAAUUCAAAAUUACUGACGUGUAUCUUAUUUUUGACUGAAAUAUUUUGCUACAACUAUUUAAGACAUUAUCUGGAAAGAUAAUUAAGUAAGAAAAAUUUUACCAAAAAAUAGUUUAACCAGUCAAUAUUAACACUUUUGAUACGUAUACAAAAAUCAUAUGAUAUACAGAGUGGUUAGUAAGUAAUUUUUCAAAAUGAAUUGGAAGAUUCUUGGCCUAAAAAUAUUACGAUCGGACGCAACUUCUUGUUGCGUCCUAUGUCCUAUUUCGAGGCCAAGAAUUCCCAUUUUAAUUUGAUACAUUACUUCCGGACUACCCAAUGUUUCUACAGCUGUGGAUAGAUUUUUGGUAUUUCAGAUUUUCUCGUGAUAGUCUCUAACGUUAUUCUGGAUGAUGUAUUAUAAUGGUGAAAGCAAGAUAAUUUGUGAUUAAGAACUAAUAAUAUGCGUAAUUUUACCAAAUAUUUGAAUACAGUAGACCAAAACAGUGAAGAGCAGGUGCGCAGGUCAUAAAAAAGAAGUACUUAAAAGACGGAUAUGCACGUCUUUAUCGUUUGUAAUUUAGUACAUUGCGAAGUCUUGUCCGAUAGCUUAUUGUUAUCUUAUGUACGUAAAUCUACACUUCUCCAAGAAAUUAAAGCACCACCUUAAAAAUGGAUAGUGGAGUCAAUGAAGGUGGAUAUGAGUUAUUACCUCAGAUUUCGUUGAACCUCCAUCGAUUUUCAUAAAAAUUGGUGAGUGGUUAAAGAAUAUCUCAAGGAACAAAGGUUACAUAGUGCCAACUUGCGCUUUUUGCAUUUUAGGGGUGAAAUACACCCCUCUUUUAAAAAUUAUUUUUUAGAUUUCUGAAAGUGCAGUCACUGUAAGUUUCCACUUCCUAUUUCGUUGAACCUUCAUCGAUUUUCAUGAAAAUCGGUAAGUAGUUAGAGGAUACCUCAAGCAAUAAAAGUUAUAUAGCAUCAACUUGCGCUUUUGCAUUUUAGGGGUGCAAUACACCCCUACUUUCUAAAUUGUAAAAAAUGCAGAUUUCCGCAUUAUGGCGCAAGUAAUCUCGUUUAAUUAAGAAAAAUAAAUAUUUUUUUAUAUUUAUGUGCAUGAAUUACCUUUUCUUUUAAUUUUUCAAACCUUAUAGCAACCAAAAAUCCGAAAAUUAACAAGUCGAAAAUCACGAAAACCUUAUUCUUCUAUAUUUCUGAAAGUGUAGUCACUGAAUGUUUUCACCCACGAUUUCUUUGAACCUUCAUCGAUUUUCAUGAAAAUUGUUGAUUAGUUAGAGGAUACCUCAAAAAACAAAAGUGAUAUGGCACCAAGUUGCGCUUUCUGCAUUUUAGGGGUGAAAUCCACCUUUUUUUUUAAUGAUAAAAAUGCAGAUUUCAGCAUUCUGGCUCAAGCAAUCUCGUUUAAUUAAGUAAAAUAAAUAGUUUUUUACAUUUAUGUGCAUGAUUUAUAAUUUUUAUUAAUUUUUCAAACCUUAUAGCAACCAAAAAUCAGAAAAUUAGCAAAUCGACAAUCACGAAAAUAAUUAUUCUUUUAUAUUCCCAAAAAGGCAGUCACUGAAGGUUUUCACCCCUGAUUUCGUUGAACCUCCAUCAAUUUUCAUGAAAAUUGGUAAGUAGUUAGAGGAUACCUCAAGAAACAAAAAUGAUGUGGUACCAACUUGCGCUUUUAUCCUGGGGGUGCAUGUUACCCCUUCUCAUGGGUGACCACUAUUUUAUUAAAAAUAACCCCAUAAUUAGAUAGAGGAGUAAAUUCUAAGCAAACUUUCUUUUAUCAAGUUUAUAAAUUUUUUAUUUAAAUAAUAUUUCAUAAUACAGUAAAACCUGACAAUAACGGCCACUAAAAAUAGAAAACAAUUGGCCGUUAUAGAAAUGUGGCCGCUAAUGCUAGAUUUCCUUUUCCACAAAUACAUAAAAUAUAAUUGAAAAUUUAUUUAUUUUAGUAAUUAAAGCAAAUCUAAUUAAAUAUAAUUCUACAAACAAACGGAAUAUACUAAAACUAAAUUCAAUUUACCUACUACAAUAUAAAACAAUAUCUAUACGAAAAAACAACUACAAGAAAAACAGAAUUUUUGUUUAUUUUACAUUUUUUUAGAUAAACGAAACAUACUAAAACUAGUUUAAUAUAGGUAAUACAUAAUAUAAAACAACAUACUAUAGCUACUACGAAAAAUACGCUUAUCACUAAAGUAUCGUCGUGCUUUCAUACUAUAUUCAACAAAACCAACUUGGUACGGCCUUUAAUUAGAUAUCGCAAAUCACUUUGGCUGAUUUUGUCUGCAUAUAUAUUAUGUUUGAGGAAUCCUUUUUUUGUGAGACUGGAUAUAGGACAUUUCUCAAGUAUGAAGUCACAUUCAUGGUAUAUCGUUGCUACACAGGGAUAAUAAUCUGUGCAAUGUUAUGGUACAGGCUACGUUAAAUAUGAAGUAAAUGUGGAAGAUAUACACUGGUUAUUCAUUUCAAUUUAAUUUGAUUGUUUUUUAAUCGUUUACAAUAUUUAAAAUAAUUAAAGACAUAAAGUUAGGGAUUUCAAAAAUAAAUUCAGUUCUCACUGGCAGGGUGGGAAAUAAUAAAGUGCCAUACAAUAGCAUUUCAUUACAAUGUUCAUUACAGACAUUACAGGCUGCUCCGUUUGAGAAAACUCAUAUUCUCAAACUUUGAGAAAACACUCAUUCAGUUUCGACCAACCCUGUACUAGCUAAAAUUAAACGUUUUGCUAGAUUAAUAAUUUUUAACAAUAAUAGACUAUAUUAAAAAUCACUUGAACAUAAAUUGAUUUUCUGAUGUCAAAUCACUACAAUUAUAAAUGGGGUGAAUAUUGCUUUGAAAUUUGAAAGAAAAACGUAGUUAUCUUUUAAACAACUUCGUAUAACAUCACAAAACCUGAUAUUUUAAGAUAUGAAACAUAGAGGAGAAUCCAAAAAUGUAAAAAUAUACAGGGUGUUCCAUUAAACAAAAGAUAAUUUUGUUUCACCCUGUCAAUAUGGGUGGCCCUGUAUAUUUGGAAAUGUAUUUAAAUUCUGAUAUUAUCUAUGCCCCAAUCUCACCUAAAUAAACUUUUUUCGUAUCUCCUACAACAAUCGACUAAUUGGACUUCCCACAACCUGUAUGCAUACAAAAUCUCCGCUAUAAAAUUUUUUCAAAGAAAAUGUUAUUGGUUUUCUUUUAAAAUAACUCCGUUAAUUUUUGAAAUAUGAGAUUUAUCCAAAAACCAUUGCAAAGCUAAGUAAAAGGUCUAUAACACUGUAUUAAACAUAAUUUUCUAAAUCCUUUAUUUUUUUUUUAAAUACAAGGUGAAAGGGCCCUGCUUACAUGGUUCUCGCAGUAAAAUUUAGGUUUUAAAUGUUUCUAUCUCGGUUAUUUUUUGUCGUAAAAAAUAUUAAAAAAAGAAAAAGCUUAAAUAAAGUUAAAACUAAAAUUUUGUUCUCUACCAUUUUGUAAGUAUAUCGAGUAUUUUUGGAGUUAUUAUCAAAAGAAAAUGAAAUUCACGAAAAUUUGAAGAGUUCUAAUUUUUUUUAAUCGUAUUUUUUUUUCAAAAAUAUGCAUUCUAAACCAGUCAAAAUUGGUGAAGUUAUUACUCAUGUUAAAAUAAAUAAAGUUUUUAAUGGGUUACUAUAAAUUUUAAUUUUUGUGGAAAUGACGUAUGUUUCAUUUUUCAUUCUUCCUUAAAAAAUCUGAAAGGGUCCUCUUAUUUCCAUCAUAACUUGCUUAAUUUUGAUGCUAUCGACUUCUUAUAUAGCUUUUUGAUAGUUACCUUUAAGUACUUUAUUAAAAUGUUUAGUGUCUAUAUUUAACAAAGUGCAUCGUUUUCCUGUUAUUUAAGCUUGAAUACUAAGAUUUGAGUACUCGCGGAAAAAAAUAUACAUUCAAUUGAAUAUAACUCACUUUGUAUAUGUAAUAAAGGAUUUUUCGAAUAAGGAGCUCAUUUAUUUUUAUAUUAUCUUCGAUUUUGGUAAUAACAACUUUUUUGGAGAAACUUAUGGUUUUUGAGUUAUUUAUGAAAAACUGUUUUAAAACAUGGAUUUUUUCAGGAAAAAUCAAAACAUUUGGUCUUUAAUAACUCAAAAACUAUUGAUUUAUUGUUGUUCUGAAGCUAUUUCCUUGUGGCAUUUUUAUGAUUAAUUAUUUAUAUGGGAAAUAAGCCACAAUUAAAAUGAAAAAAAUAAUUUUAUUAACUAAUUAUAAUUAAUAAUUAUUGAUUUAUUGGAAUAACUUUAUAUAAAAAAUUUAAUUAUAAUUUAUCCCUCUAUCGAUUAGUGGUAUUAUUUUUAAUAAAAUAAUUUCCACCCUUGAGAAGGGGUGGCAUCCCCCCCCCCCAGGGUAAAAGCGCAAGUUGGCACCAUGUCACCUUUGUUUCUUGAGGUAUCCUCUACAUACUUACCAAUUUUCAUGAAAAUCUAUGGAGGUUCAACGAAAUCGGAGGUGAAAACCUUCAUUGACUCCACUAGGAUAAUUUUUGAUGUCUCGAAUUUCCUAAACUUCUUGUCCGAAAUAAGUGUUAUUGUAACUUGACAGGUAAAUUAUCAUUGUAUCCGGAUUUACCAAUCAAACUGUGAUUUUUCUCAAAGUUCGCGUGACCCUGUGGAAUAUUCUAUCAUUUAUAAAAUACUGAAAUUAAAAUCCAACGCUAUAAACGCUAGAAUAUUCCACAGGAUAACGAGAACUUUUUGAAAAAAUCACAGUUUGAUUGGUACACCCGGUAUAAAAUGACAAUUUCCCUAUCUAGCAACAAUAUAUAACAAUACAGCGAUAUUGUUAAAGAAUAAGGCUAUUCGCUGUAAGUCGAUGAGUAGAGGGGAUUUGACAGUUUUCGCCAGCACUGUUAGUGGCAGUUUUUUGCAUUGAAUUUGAACAAUUUUAUCAGAAAAGUACAAGUUUCAAACCGCGAGAGAGCGCUACCGACGAAAUUCACAGCCAAUAAAAACAGAGGUAACCUUUAAAAUUCACACAAACUUCUUCUUUUUCUCAAUGGCCUCUUGCGUAAGCAGUCAUCCAGUAGCACGAAUUUAUAUAUUAAAUAUUAAAAUUAUAAUGAAUAAAAUAAAAAAAAAACAUAAUUACUUUUACUAUUAAUUCUGUGUAUUCGUUCAGUAAUCAGGUUACAAUAAUAUUUCAGUUCAUAAUUUGUGUUUUUCUAAAUAAAUAUCUAUUUUUCUCGUUUUGUUUAUUUCGCAUACACCAAUUUUAUUAGAAAAGUACAAGUUUCAAACCGCGAGAGAGCGCUACCCACGAAACUCACAGCCAAUAAAAACAGAGGUAACCUUUAAAAUUCACACAAACUUCUUCUUUUUCUCAAUGGCCUCUUGCGUAAGCAGUCAUCCAGUAGCACGAAUUUAUAUAUUAAAUAUUAAAAUUAUAAUGAAUAAAAUAAAAAAACAUAAUUACUUUUACUAUUAAUUCUGUGUAUGCGUUCAGUAAUCAGGUUACAAUAAUAUUUCAGUUCAUAAUUUGUGUUUUUCUAGAUAAAUAUCUAUUUUUCUCGUUUUGUUUAUUUCGCAUACACCAAUUUUAUCAGAAAAGUACAAGUUUCAAACCGCGAGAGAGCGCUACCCACGAAACUCACAGCCAAUAAAAACAGAGGUAACCUUUAAAAUUCACACAAACUUCUUCUUUUUCUCAAUGGCCUCUUGCGUAAGCAGUCAUCCAGUAGCACGAAUUUAUAUAUUAAAUAUUAAAAUUAUAAUGAAUAAAAUAAAAAAACAUAAUUACUUUUACUAUUAAUUCUGUGUAUGCGUUCAGUAAUCAGGUUACAAUAAUAUUUCAGUUCAUAAUUUGUGUUUUUCUGGAUAAAUAUCUUUUUCUCGUUUUGUAUACUUCACAUACACCAAUUUUAUCAGAAAAGUACAAGUUUCAAACCGCGAGAGAGCGCCACCGUCGAAACUCACAGCCAAUAACAUGUUAAAAAAAUUACUUAAAUCGGACAACAGGUUUAAGAAAUUCGAGACAUUAAAAAUGACCAAUUUUUAAGGUGGUGCGUUAAUUUCUUGGAGAAGUGUAGUAACAAUUGUUAUUUUUUUGUAAGUUUUAAAAUGAUAUUAAUUAUUUCUUGCUUUUGAUAAUUUAGAACUUAUCGCUUUCAAACAUUUCUAUAUCUAUUUAUAUCACAACUUGACAACACUGCACAGGAGUAACCGGCAAAUUAAUAUGAAAUUUUCCCCACUUUUUCGAAUUUUACUACUGCGCACUCAAACUUGCGUCUCUUCACUAUCUUGGGGUAGUGUAAAUACGAAAAGGAAAAUAGUCUGAAAAGUAUUAGUUUGGUACAUGGUUUAAUAAGGGAAAAUAAUAGAAAGGUUGUGUACCAUUUUCAGUCAAUUUAUUUAUUAACACACUUUAAGUAAACAUUUAAUAACAAAAUAAUUAGCCAAAUUCAUAUUUUUUCAUAAUUGGUCAAAUUGGACCAUAAGGCUCGUGUUAUCACUUCAUUUACCUUCUAUUAAUUUUAUUAAAGAUUUAUGGUAAAAUUUUGUGAGAUUCGUUCACUCGUUGUCUACACAUAUAUGACAUUAUUAAUGAAUUAUUUUUUAUAUUAUGUCUCUUUUUGUACUUGCUUAAGUAAAAUCCUGAUAUUAAGCUGCUCGUCCGUCCAAAAUAGCAUAGGUACAUCGACAUUUGUUUAUAAAUAAUUAUCGUAUUAUUUAAAUUUUAAAUUAAUUUAAGAACCUAGUUUAACUUAAAAAAAAUAGAAUGAUGAACCUUAAUGUUCAUAACCUCUCAUCAAUCUUAACUGGCAUAUCUUAAUUCUUAAGGCACGUAUCCACUAUGUUCGCGCACCUCUUGCGCUCCCUGCAACUGCUCCAAUGAAUACGGCAUAUGUGCUCUUCUACAUAUAAACCGCCACCGAUUGGAGCGCCGAAACAGAGAGAAACCACCACCAUGUUCACUGUUCACACUUACACAAAUGCUGUCACUGGCAAUCUUGAUCACGAUCACCUAUUUGGGACAAAAAAUUGUAAAUUUUUUCCUCUCUUAAAUCAAAUUUCCACAGAAAAUCACUUCUAAUUAUUGACUCCUUGUGUAGAAAAAGUAUAAGUGAAUAUUUGAUGAACCUCGAAAAAACCUUGAAAAGUGUAUUUCACCCAAAGAAGUUCUAGCGGUUUUCGUAUCUAUAGUCAGAGAACGAAAUCGUUGUCAGUGAUUCAAUUCGAAGUUCAUUACGGAACUUGAGGUGAAAGAGAAGUAAUUUCAGUGGCGUAUAAAAUUAUACUAUAAUUUUACGUGUAUAAUAAUUUCCAGAUUUAGCCAUACGGCUCACACUCCCUCUAAGGGGAAAAUUGACUCAUCCCAGAUACCUACGGUAUCAAAAGGAUUGAGCUCUGGUGGGACUCUUUCCGUGUUAUCGAGCCCUAGGUAACUUGGUAUGCAGGUGUUUCUCCCAAAAAUUUUCGUACACCUCUGGCCGUUGCGUGUAGUACAGCUUUCUGCAUGGUCUUGUAAAGAUGUUUGUUUAGACCCAGCUUUUUUAUGCUUUCGAGGAGGUUUUUCGGAAUGACUUCAGUAGCAGAGAUAAUAAUAGGUAUCGUCUGGGUACUUUGCAUUCUCAAUUGUCUUCGUAUUUGAAUUUCCAGAUCUCUGUACUUGGCGAUCUUUUCAGUAAAUUUACUACGUAGAUUAUUGUUGUUAGGUAUCGCCACAUCAAUUAGUGUUGUUUGUCUUGUUAAUUUAUUAACUAGUACGAGAUCUGGUCUAUUAUGUGCCACUAUUUGGUCUGUGAGCAUAGUGCGGUCCCAGUAUAGCUUGUAGUUGCCAUCCUCAAGCAUACUCUCAGGGACGUAUUGAUAAUAUGGGAGAUGGUCCGUUUGGAGAAGUUCCAGCUUGAUAGCGUAUCUCUUGAUGAAGGAUUUCCGUUCCUUGUAUUGUAUGUUGGAUCGUUUCUUGGGCUUGAAAUCCAUAUCGGCAUCUGUCGUUUUGAACCUGAGGGUCUUUGACGAUAUAUUUCAGGUAAUUUCUGGUUGGUAUAACCUGAUCCUGAAUGGCCAGUAAUGAACCUUCCGUUUCAGGGAACAUUUUUCCUGAUGUCAACCAAUAGUUCGACGCUGUAUUGUCGACAUAGUCUUGGCUGACCUCAUUGGGAUGUCGCCCGUGCAGAGGUUUACCCAUGCAGGUGCGCAUUUUUUCGUCUUUAGUGAGGUGAUUUAUGCGCAUUUCUGGUUCCCUCAGUUUAAUCGGUGUUGUGUCAUCUACUGCGCAAAUAGCGCGAUGUAGAGUAGAUGUCUCAGCUUGCCUCUGAAAAUAAGUUCUUAAAUUAGCAAUUUCUUUAUCUAAUUGCUCACCUAUAUCCAUAAGUCCUCUUCCUCCUAGAUUCCGUGGUAAUGUCGUUCGUUCUACUGCACUUUUAGGAUGGUGUUUUUGUGCCUUUGUGAGGUGUGUUCUUACUUUUCGCUGAAGAUUCUCUAUGUCCGUUUUUGUCCACUUAACAAUGCCAAACGAAUAGCUAAGCGCGGAACAUGCGUAGGUGUUUAGUGCCUAAAAAAAAUUUCUACUGUUACGGUGUGAACGAAGCAGCUGUUUUACCCUUCGUAUAAACUCAGUAGUUAUCUCAGUUUUCAUUUGCUUAUGGUCAAUUCGUUUUCACCCAUGGCCUCGAUGUUCUGGCCAUUUUGCAUAUCGAAUCCUCCGGGCUGUACUUUUCCUCUGACUAUAUUUAAAACGCGGACUUGUUUAGUCCGAAGUGCAUACUAAUAUCAUUUGAAAAGGAUUCUUCAGUUCUUAGCAUCUCAUCUAGUUGGUUUCGAGUGGAAGCCAUUAAUUUCAAAUCAUCCAUAUACAACAGAUGAUUAAGCUUCGCCAUCACAUUGUUGUUAUUUUUGAUGCUAAAACCUGCGUCAGUGGAGUUCAAUAGCUGAGAUAGUGGGUUCAUAGCUAGACAGAACCACAGUGGACUUAACGAAUAUCCUUGGAACAGGCCCCGGCUGAUUGCGAUAUUUUCAGUUUCGAUGUUAUUUUCACCAGGUAUUUGAAGGUGAAUUCUAGUCUUCCACUCUGUCAUUAUAUGCUGUAAAAAGGUCACUAUAUUAUCAUCGACUUUAUAUAUUCUCAAUAUAUCUAUAAGCCAUUCAUGCGGCACUGAAUCAAAGGCCUUCUUGUAAUUAAUGAAGGCAGUAAAUAGGUUCCUCUUUUUGGAAUAUGCUUGUUUAGAAAUGACUGAGUCGAUGAUAAGUUGUUCUUUGCAACCCAUGGAACCCUUAGCGCAUCCUUUCUGUUGACGCUCUAUGAUAUUGUUUAGAGCACAGUGUUGGUAGAUACGCUGGGCUACACAGGAUGUGACCAAUUUAUACAAAGUUGGAAGACAAGUAAUUCGGCGGUAUUUGGCUGGAUCUUGGGUGUUAUUUUGAUCCUUCGGUAUUAAAUAAGUGGUUCCCUGAGUUAGAAAUGUUGGUGUUUCCUACGGAUUAGAAAUAACAUUAUUAAUUAGUGUUGAUAAGCAAUCAUGAACACUCCAAAACUUCUUAAGCCAGAAGUUUUGAACUCCGUCUGGUCCAGGAGAUUUCCAGUUAUGAAGCUCUUUGAUGAGGUUUGAGACUUCUUCAGUGGUGAACGGUUCGUAGAGAGUAGUAGUGUAGUGUUGGCAGUUCUGUGUCGUAUCUUAUUCUAUCCAUCCAGCAUUGUUGUUAAGAGCUAAUUAUAAUUUUAUAAUUAUAUUAUUAUUUUAGUAAAAUUUCAUACAAUAAUUUACUGCCAAUUAUUUCGUUCUUUGAGUAUACCUCUCGAUAAAAUCCUUUGUCCGAUUUUAGCCUCAAGGUGAUGUAAUAUUUCGAGAUCAGUCACUCAUUUUGGAUGUCUUCACUCAUUUUCAUAAUAUGUAUUGUAUAAAUUAUUUUGGUAUAAAAAUAUCGGUGCCUUAAUUUAAAUAUCUAUUUAUUUAUUUAUUUAUUUAAUUUAUUGAAAUAUUUAUUUAUUUGUUAAUAUAUUUGUUUUUAUUUUUUACAAGCACUUUAUUAGAUAUGUACAAUAAUAAAAAUAGAUCAAAAAUUAA
Molecule: messenger RNA, 12207 nt
Organism: Diabrotica virgifera virgifera (western corn rootworm)
Lineage: Eukaryota; Metazoa; Arthropoda; Insecta; Coleoptera; Chrysomelidae
Product: MATH and LRR domain-containing protein PFE0570w
Exons: 8
Coding region: 152-2254 (700 amino acids)
Biological process (GO): chromatin remodeling
Cellular component (GO): nucleoplasm; cytoplasm; nucleolus
Molecular function (GO): RNA binding; histone binding; chromatin binding
Source: RefSeq, a predicted model, not a curated record